This is a messenger RNA of Scutellospora calospora, 521 nucleotides long. NCBI's taxonomy places the organism in Eukaryota, Fungi, Glomeromycota, Glomeromycetes, Diversisporales, Gigasporaceae. The record is from the annotation of a GenBank genome assembly.
AUGAGAUAUGUUGAUUCGAGAGAAUAUACCGUAAUUAAUUAUUUUAAGGGAAAUAACAAUGAAACAAAAAGAAAGAAUCUAAAGUCAGGUUUUAUAAACGUUGUAGAUAUUUUAGGAGAAAAUCCAUUUAUUGAUCCUCAAUAUCAUAUACAAAAUAAUCUGGAUUAUUUCUUCAUUGACAAUAAUUAUUUUCACAAUUGUCAAAAGAUUAAAACUUAUUUUCACCGUUUCGAUAAUCCUCUAGUAGUAUGUACUUUAGACUUUGCCAGAUGGAGAUUGAAAAAUGAAUUACUUGAUAACAAUCAAAUUCAAAAAGAAAUUAAUGAUGUAUUAACGAAUGUGUGUACAAUUUCUGAAUGGAAUCGUCUUAAGUUACAUAUCAAAUUCAUAUUUCGUUCAUAUCCUAAACCAUUUAAAUUUCUAAAAAAAAAUUCAGUGACAAUUGAUUCAAAAUUAUCAAUUCUCAAUACUGACUUGGAUCAAUUAGAAUCUGAUGUAUUAAAUGAGCUAAUUGAAACUGG